Cylicocyclus nassatus is the source of this 507-nucleotide messenger RNA. NCBI's taxonomy places the organism in Eukaryota, Metazoa, Nematoda, Chromadorea, Rhabditida, Strongylidae. The record is from the annotation of a GenBank genome assembly.
AUGCCGCCGAAUGAAGAGCAGGUGACGGAAAUGGAAGUGCUGCAGUCCAUCUAUGAUGCCGACGAAAACUUCAAAGUCAUGAGUGAUACCCGCAUUCAAUACAAAUUCGGCGCUGACACUUCGAAAAGCUUUGUGAUGGAAAUCGAAUGGCCACCGGACUAUCCUGAAGUCUGUCCCAACAUCAACAUGGAUGUUUUCUAUAAUAGUCACAUAGACGACAAUGUACGGCAGGAGAUUCGAGGCAAGGUACUUGAAGUCGCAAAAGAAAAUGAGGGUAUGGCAGUUUCUUUCACACUGAUUGAUUAUGUUUCUUCGAAUUUCGACGAGUUAACUUCUCACUGGAAGACGCAAGCUCCCAGUGAGGAAAUAGUAAAGGUGGAAGAUCGUCAAAAGGAAGGGCCGAUGACAAAAGCGGCCAAGAGGCGGAUGUGGGACAGGAAUGAAGGUACGGGUAAAGAGCGUGGAUGGGAUUGGGUCGACAUUGUCAAACACCUAUCUCGAAUUUGA